Messenger RNA from Mycena indigotica, 1839 nucleotides. RefSeq lists its product as uncharacterized. Lineage: Eukaryota; Fungi; Basidiomycota; Agaricomycetes; Agaricales; Mycenaceae. Gene Ontology annotation, cellular component: endomembrane system; membrane. The record is from RefSeq and is a predicted model, not a curated record. The coding region runs from base 1 to 1839 and encodes 612 amino acids. The transcript is spliced from 16 exons.
AUGUCUACCCAAGCUGCCGCUCCUGCGACACAGGGCCAGCAACGAGAGGAAGAGUCUACUUUCCGAAAAAUAUUAGGCGUCGCACAGCAAGCCUUCAUCUUCUGGACAAUAUCCCAACUAGCGUCCAAGUAUCUAUUCAGCGCUGGCCCCAAAACCUCCACACCCGCGCAACCUGCAACCACGGGUAGCGAUGGCGCGCCGGUCGAAGCCAUAGACCCACGUCUUCUACCUCCGGUCAAUGUGAAUCUUGCGGCAGGCUGGGGCCUGGGCCAAGAAUUCGCCAUGCACGUCUAUUUUACGACAACACCAUUGCGGGAAGACGAGUUCUCUUCAAAAUGGUUGUCGGCCUACUCUGGACUGCCCAAUUUCGUAUGGGAGAAUAUUACGUUUGGAGACUAUAAUGAUGCCAGGGUGGUUAGCCUGGAUGUGAACUUUCCAUUGAGUGUACGCCAUAAUGGAUCUUUGUGGGCGGACGUCUAUCUCUCUAAGAACGGUGCCAACCCCAAUCCGAACCACGAAAAAUUCAACGCUAACGACAUUCACCAUACCCGCAAACUUCUUACGCCAUAUCUCCCUCGAACUAAGAUAAGGAGAGUGAAGAGCCUUUUGAGCUCCAACACCACAGAGGAACUUGAGGAGGAAGAACCAGAUGUGAUAAUUCCUCACUGGAGUCCUAAUGUUACAUUAGCCCUCGUAUCUGAUGAUGUUGCGCUGCCUUAUGGGACCCUUCCACCGCCCUUGCGCGAGCACAUUCAACUCGUUCCUGAAUCCCGAGAUCAAACAGGGCGUGUUGGUUUCUACAAGCCUAUCGUCUUUCCCAAUGAAUUCUGGCAUCUUCGAGCCCAUUAUAUCGAAAUCAACUCUACGACGACCUCGCUUCCUGUGCAAAUCGUAUUUCAGCCUAUGUCGUACUUCAAGUUCCAGAUAUUCGCUAGCAUGACUCAUGGCUUUGCGGAGGCUGCGAAGCAGCAAGGUGGUGCCGGUUCGGCGGAGCUGGACGAGGUCAAACGGAUGCUAUUGGAAACCAAUCCUUGGUUCCUUGCGUUGACGGGUUUGGUCAGUGUGCUGCAUAUGGUGUUUGAAAUGCUCGCGUUCAAAUCGGAUGUCUCGCAUUGGAGACAAAAGAAGGAAAUGGUCGGAGUAUCCGUGCGGACGAUCAUCACCAACGUUUUCGUCCAAAUUGUCAUUCUCCUUUAUCUUAUCGACAACAAUGAGAACACGAGCUGGAUGAUCCUAUUUGGUUCUGGCAUGGGCGUUUUGAUAGAAGCUUGGAAGAUCACCAAGGCCGUCGAUAUCAGCGUGGUACCAUCGACAGGCUCUGUGAUCCCAUACAAGCUGGAUAUCAAAGACAAGCACGUGUUGAGUGAAGAUGAGAAGAAAACACAAGAAUAUGACAAACUUGCGUUCCGCUAUGUGUCCUACGUGACAAUCCCGCUGCUCGCAGGCUAUACCGUCUACUCUCUAGUUUACGAAUCACAUCGUGGCUGGUACAGCUUCAUCAUCUCGACGCUUACGUCAUUCGUCUAUAUGUUUGGCUUCGCCCAGCUCGUACCUCAAUUGAUUAUCAACUACAAGCUGAAGAGUGUUGCACAUAUGCCCAUGAAAGCCAUGAUCUAUAAAACACUCUCCACCGUAGUGGAUGACUUCUUCGCAUUCUGCAUCAAAAUGCCUUUCCUCCACCGCCUAGCCUGUUUCCGGGACGACGUCGUGUUCCUAAUCUUCUUGUACCAGCGAUGGAUAUAUCGCAUCGAUCCAAAGCGCAUCAACGAAUAUGGACAAGUUCUCGCAGGAGACGUCGACAAAGCCGAUGCCCAGGGUGAGACGAAGAAGACACGGUAG